CGCCCCCUAAAAUAUAGAAGCCCACUGACGCGAGAGAGCAGUGGCAAUAACAAACGCGGACAGAAGGGCACGGACACCUGGAACAACAGCGGACUCUCAAACUUAAUUUUACAAAUACGAUCUACAACAGGACAUUCAUUUAAUCACUUCUUUCAGAAUGGCAGAUGCUGAGGAUAAAACCAAUACCUGUGGGACAGUAUGCCUCAAAUACCUUCUGUUCAUCUUCAAUCUUCUCUUUUGGUUGGCAGGUGGCAUUGUGAUGGCAGUGGGAAUAUGGACUCUGGUGGAUAAAAGUGACUACAUCAGUCUUCUGUCCUCUAGCACCUACUCAGCAGCGGCCUACAUCCUGAUUGGCGCGGGGGCCAUCGUCGUGUUAACCGGAAUAUUGGGCUGCUGCGCCACCAUCAGGGAACAAAGAAGUCUGCUUAUGGUGUUCUUCGUCCUGUUGUUGUUAAUCUUCCUACUGGAGAUCACAGCUGGAAUUCUGGCUUAUGUCUAUUAUCAGGAGUGUUUUCCUCUCUGCUACCAGCUGAAUGCUGAGCUGAGAGCAGAUCUGAAAGAGAGGAUGGUGCAAAACUACCAGCAGCCUGGACAAGAGCACAUCACUAGAGCCAUCGACAAGCUCCAGCAAGACCUGAAGUGUUGCGGCAGUAACAGCUCAGCGGACUGGAAGGAAGGGGCCUGGAUUCACACCAAUGCCAGGAGACGCCUGGUGCCCGACAGCUGCUGUAAGACCCCCACAGUGGGCUGCGGAGCCAGAGACCACCCAUCCAACAUCUAUAAAGUGGAGGGAGGUUGCAUAUCCAAACUAGAGGAGUUUAUUCUUCAACAUCUCAUUAUAUUGGGCUCAGUGGGUCUUGGGAUUGCAUUCAUUCAGAUUGUAGGGAUGAUUUUCACCUGCUGCUUGUAUCAGCGUUUAAAAGAUGAAGUAUACUGAGAAAGAAAACACUUUAUUCACAAAAUAAGCCUUCCUGCUGUAUGCAUUACUGUCUGUUACUGUUUGGUUUUAUGUUGUGUGUCAUAAAUCUGUCAAAAUAACGCAGGAUGACAAUAUGUCUUGGCUGCAGGACAGUCGUUCUGGAUAAGGAACUGAAAUGGCUUUGUUUUAAGCAUUUUUCUUUUUUAAAUCAGUGGACUUAUUUUAUUCCUGUCAGUUUUAAAUGCCUUCAAAUACAUACAUACAUACAAAAUGGCACCCUUUUAACAUUAAAAGGUGUUGUUUAAUCUUACAGUUUUUCUCAGUCGCUUUGGUGCAUUUCUCAAAUCAUCCUUAAUAUUUGCAAAGAAGUAUGUGCAUUUCUCAAAACAAUUUGUACAAACAGCACAACACAAUGGAUUACCUGCAAAAGCCUGUAACUUACUCAAAAUAUUUAGUUUGUCUAUCAAAAGCAAGUAUUUAUGUCAAUGAACAUAUCAGUGCCAUCAGGAUGAAAAGUCCUUGUGUCAUUGUUCACAAACAAGAUAGUCAAAAUGCUUAGUCAUGUUGUCAAUAUAACACUAUGGCAAUAGUUUGCAUGACAGUAACUGUAUUGAAACGCAGAAGGCUGCAUUUCUUAUGUAUGCGAUAUACACAUUUCAAAAGUACAAAUUUACACAUUACUGUAUGUGAGAUAUUGAUUAAAAUAGACUGGAUAGGAUUCACAGUUACACUAUCACUAGUGGUCUGACAAAAACAAACAAAAAACAAAACCCACAUUACAGUUGUGAUAUAUUUCUGAUAGCACACAUACAUCACUGAGAUAUACUAUUCGACAUCUGCAUUUACAUCUGCAAGAUGUAUUUUUUAGUGUUCGAUUAUCUGCAGUACUUCUAGGACGUUUCCUAUCAGGUGUCAAAUAGACAUUUAUUAGAUGUCUUUACUGUAAGAUGUUUAUUUAUUUAAAAUGUAUGUAAAACUGACAUCUUACAGACGUCUAUCAGAUGUUUGUACACUACAGAUGCUUUUCAGAUCAAGUGAUCUCUUUAAGAUAUAUGUGUGCUAUCUGGGAUGGGCACAAAAACAAAAAUACAAAAUUAGAAAGGCAAACACAGGAAUCACCCCUUAGGCAGAACUUUGCUUUUGCAUGCAGUACUGUAUGAGGAAUUUCAGAGAACUGGAUUGUCAUUGGUUGAUCUACAUUCUCUUUAUUAGUGAAAGUCAAGAUUCACCUGCACAAUGCAUGGCAAAUUUACAAAAAGACUAAUAGAAAAUGUGUAGAAAAUAUACUUGACAGUUUUUGACAACUAGAUCAACCACUUUGCAUGUAAUGACUUGUAUGAUGAACUAAUGACUAGAUAUUUUGAGGGGUAAGACUAUUGCACAGAGAACUAUAUAAUACAUUUUAAGCAACAUGACAUUAGCAACUGAUAAUGUAGGAAAACGCAGACAAAUGUACAUGAUCAAUUGCAUGAAUGUACCAAAACAAUCGCAACUUGUUCAAAAGAAUGAGAAACUGCUAUUAUGAUGUGCACAAGUGACUAGAUGAUGUGGAGGUUGAACAAGUGGUUUUGAGAAUUUCAUUUCUGAUCUGAGAAAUGCACCAAAGCGACUGAGAAAAACUGUAAAUGGCAUUACAUGCUUUGUGUGUAACAUUUGUUAUGUUAAUAAAACAUUAACAUUCAUUUAUUUUCAUCAAGUGGAAGUAAAAUUCAAGGUAUUCACCCUGUCUGUAGAUUUUCCGCUACCGAGGGUGAUUAAUAAA
This is a messenger RNA of Labeo rohita (rohu), 2681 nucleotides long. RefSeq names its product CD151 molecule (gene cd151). The coding region runs from base 158 to 937 and encodes 259 amino acids. Lineage: Eukaryota; Metazoa; Chordata; Actinopteri; Cypriniformes; Cyprinidae. Gene Ontology annotation, cellular component: membrane. The record is from RefSeq and is a predicted model, not a curated record. The transcript has 9 exons.